ACCAGCAGAAGAGCACUCAGCCGCCUUUAAGGCUCCCCGAAAAACGGGGCUCCAAUGGCAGUGCUGUCUCGCUGUUGCGUCGUCUGGAACGUACGAGAUGGAACGCUCUAUAUCGGCAUCAUCUGCAUUAUAUCACGGGUUCUCGCCGCCAUUGCUUGUGUGGCUGUUAUCGCCUCGUACUACAAAGAACCAAGUCGUCAUGUGGAACGGGUCGAUAAAUUGACCUUCAUCAAACUGCUGCUUCCUGACAAUGUCUUCGUUGUCAUCUUCAGCGCUCUUCUCGUCAUUGGACUCCUGAAGAAUCGCCGCUAUUACCUGAUACCAUGGAUCAUCUGGAUGUCAGCCAGUUGCAUAAUUUUGAUCAUCUUGUGGAUCAUUCGCUCUAUCAUUGCAAUAAAGGACAAGGAAACAGAAGACCUGACAUUCCUAUUAGCAGCUGUCGUCAUUUUCGGCCUGCAGGCGUAUUUUAUUUUAUGCGUAGUGUCACAUUACCAAAACAUGAAGCUUUCAAACCGACGGCGAAGUGUAGUUAUGUAAAUACGCAAGGGACACUUCCCGUUACGUUUGUUAUCCCAUGGUAGCAGCGUCACGAAGUUUCAUGAGAGACCAACUCGUGGACCUGUCACGUGUGCUCGUGCGUAAUGUGGCAGUCGAGAUGAACAAGAAUUAUGCGCAUAACACACAUGUAUCAGUGAUAGGGAAUCAACAUCGCGUAUAAAAUGAAAUGAUCUGGUUCAUUUGCGUUCCUCCCGCUGGAGCAUGGCGAAGUGCAAGAACACUUGCUCCAGCGUGAGCUGGGCGACAGAGUAGUCCACAACGUUGAAGGCGGUCUUCACUUGAUCCAUCACAUCAAACACCUGGGCCCAGCUGAGCUGCGAACUUGGAAGGUGGUACUCCAGCAGUCCGUUGUGCAGACCGAUGAGCUCGAUCGACGGGAAGCGAACCUGCAUUUAUCGGAGGCUUUCAGCACGGCUUCUAGACACGUGAUUGUGUCAAGGACGUCAAUAGCGAAUAAACUGAAUUUCAUGUUCCGUGUUCAUGUUCAGCUUUCAAAUUUGGAGUCCUUUCGAACUGCAAGGAUUAUGUUGGCUGACUCGUUCUUCACACGGAAUUGACUACCAGAAAUCUCGUAUCCCCAUCUUGCUCAUUCGUACAGAACAGUACCGGCCACUUUAGUGGUUAAUCAUUUCAGGUUUUGUCGAGUCGAUUUUCGUCGUUUGGUCUGUUCUCAAGAACCUGCAGUAGUGUCUAUCCGAAGAACGUCAUUACGAGUGAUACAUCAAUAUGAAUCAAUACCAACUAUAGCAAAUUUCCUUGUUCUUCCUAUACGCACCAGAAAACGAUACGGUGUUAGAGACGUUGUGCAGACAGUGUACGAUACGUAGUAAGUUAUGUGUUUUCUGCUCCAGCACCCGAGGUGCCGAGGUGCGAGGUACGACUGUAGUAUCACAUGAUUAAUUGAAAGCAAAUAUACAUCGCUCUUUGAAAAUUUUGCCCUGGCCCAUUACUUAUAAAAACCCAUAUUGUUAUCACUUGACGUAUUUGUUCACUACUCAGAGAAGAGCCAUUUCAAAAUCACAGCGAUACAUCCCAAAUUCCCGUUCUCCGCGUGGUUAUAUGGAAAAUAACGUGCGUGGCUAUGAGGUGUGGAAAAGUUCUUGGUAGAUGUCUCAGAAAUGCUCACAAAAAAAAAAAAAAAAACAUGGAAAAAAGAAAAGAAACUGUUUACGAAUUAUUCAGUCGGGGCGCCUUCGUGAAACACCCGGUAUGUAAAUGCGUCUUUAUUUCUGUACCAAGCAAUCUAUACCUGCAGUGCAGUCUUGCGGUUUGAAUUUUGUUUCCCUGUGUUUUUGACUGUGUAUAAAUAACUACACACAUGUUGGACAUUUGCGUUUGUCAUUUCGUUUUAUAGUGGAUAUGUACAAGACUAAUACACAUAUUUCAAGACGUGGA
This is a messenger RNA of Ornithodoros turicata, 1953 nucleotides long. RefSeq lists its product as uncharacterized. NCBI's taxonomy places the organism in Eukaryota, Metazoa, Arthropoda, Arachnida, Ixodida, Argasidae. Bases 55 to 537 code for a protein of 160 amino acids. The record is from RefSeq and is a predicted model, not a curated record. The transcript is spliced from 6 exons.